Molecule: messenger RNA, 1254 nt
Organism: Drosophila kikkawai
Lineage: Eukaryota; Metazoa; Arthropoda; Insecta; Diptera; Drosophilidae
Gene: Or69a
Product: Odorant receptor 69a
Biological process (GO): sensory perception of smell; detection of chemical stimulus involved in sensory perception of smell
Cellular component (GO): plasma membrane
Molecular function (GO): odorant binding; olfactory receptor activity
Source: RefSeq, a predicted model, not a curated record
AUGCAGUUCAAUGACUAUAUGAAGUAUCUUGACAAGGGCUGCGGCAUUGCCUUUGCCCCACGAUAUCAAUGGACGGGACGACCAGCAAUUAAAUCGAAUCACAAGUGCUUUAAGAAGGGUAUUUUUCUGCUCGGGGCCGUUUUAUUGGGCUACCAGAAUAUUGGAGUGAUUAUCUAUUGGUAUAUAUACGGCCGAACGGUAAAGGAUACGAAAUCGUUCGUUGCGGAACUAUCAGAGAUGUGUGGCUACCUCAUGCUCACUUUUGUGGGAAUUGGUAACAUAUUGACAUUCACGCUGAAUCGUCCACAAAUCGAAGUGGCGUUCAAGAAUCUACAAGAUCUAUAUCCCAGACCUGGUCAAAGGCACUAUCGCUGCCAACACUACUUUGAUCUACCACUAUUUCUAAUGAAGCUCCAGUACUGGUUUUAUGUGAUGUUUUUGGUGUAUUACAACGGAUUUCCCAUCUUGCUGCUUGUUUGGGAAUAUCUGACGGAGGCGAAAACCCUGAGUUACAGGGCGCAAACCAAGGCGUGGUAUCCGUGGAAGAUUUAUGGCUCCGCCAUCGGAUAUAGUGCAUCUCUCUGUUGCCAAGCCCUGGGCUGUUUAAUAGGCGUUGGCAUGAGCUUGGCUGCCUUAAAUAUAGUCAGCGUAUUUACCUUCCAGUUGAAGCUGCACUACGACGCCAUGGCGAGCCAGUUACUAAGUCUCGAUUCGCGUCAUCCCAAGGCCCACAAGAAGUUAAAAUCUCUGAUCGCCUAUCAUUGCCGGAUUCUCCAGCUCGGCGAGCAAUUCAAUCACAUCCUUAACUUCUACUUUGUGGCAACUUUAAUUGGUUCCACAAUUGCAAUUUGCAUGACGAGUGUGGCAGUGCUUCUGCUGGAUUUGGCAUCUGCCUUUAAGGCUAUCCUUGGUAUAGUGGCCUUUGUCUUAUACCAUUUUGUCAUCUGCUACAUGGGCACCGAGGUCAACUUGGCGUUGGUGGGUCGCAAGGCAGAGGGCACGGCCGGUUUCGUGGCGGAGAUAUCGGAGGCUGCCGGAGCCAUGAUGCUCACCUCCAUUGGAAUCUGUAAUAUCUGGGCCCUCACUUACUACCGUACUGAGAUCGAGGAAGUACUCACAGAGCUGAAGGAGCUUUAUCCAAGACCCAAGGAGAUGCAUUAUCGGCAGCAGCACUAUUUCGAGUUGGCUAAUCGCUUCAUGAAGUACGAGUUUAUAUUUUAUUGGGCCUUCUGCGACCACCCAUCUGUUCUGUGA